This is a messenger RNA of Betta splendens (Siamese fighting fish), 426 nucleotides long. Its product is annotated as 60S ribosomal protein L4-like. The transcript has 5 exons. The coding region runs from base 1 to 336 and encodes 111 amino acids. Gene Ontology annotation, biological process: translation. Gene Ontology annotation, molecular function: RNA binding; structural constituent of ribosome. Gene Ontology annotation, cellular component: ribosome; cytosolic large ribosomal subunit. Lineage: Eukaryota; Metazoa; Chordata; Actinopteri; Anabantiformes; Osphronemidae. The record is from RefSeq and is a predicted model, not a curated record.
AUGAGUAUUGCAGGGCUAUGCAUAAUCUACAACAAAGAUGCUGGCGUCACCAAAGCCUUCAGAAAUGUCCCAGGCAUCACACUGCAGAAUGUGAACCAGCUGAACCUCCUGAGGCUCGCCCCUGGAGGUCACGUUGGACGCUUCUGUAUCUGGACUGAGAGCGCUUUCCGCAAGCUGGAUGAGCUGUACGGCACCUGGCGUAAACAUUCUACCUUGAAGAAAGAUUACAACCUGCCAAUGCACAAGAUGACCAACACAGACCUGACCAGAAUGCUCAAGAGUGAAGUAAUCCAGAAAGCACUUCGUGCACCAAAUAAGAAACUGCAGAACAGAUGAAAGCUGUUGAAACUAAAGAAGAAACAAGUAAAGUGGACAUUUGUCACAUUUCUACAUGCUGGAGUGAAUAAAUCAGUUGUUUCAAAACAA